Molecule: messenger RNA, 2838 nt
Organism: Miscanthus lutarioriparius
Lineage: Eukaryota; Viridiplantae; Streptophyta; Magnoliopsida; Poales; Poaceae
Source: the annotation of a GenBank genome assembly
AUGGACGCAGCGGCUGAGGAGCUCCGCGACGCAGCUCAGCCCCAAGGGCAGGAACGGAAACUAGAUCCUGGUCCUGUUGAUAAAUCUGUCCUUGUGGAACAGGAGUUUCACAAAUCAGAAGCUAUAUUUGUUGGGAAGAUCUACAAACCUGUUAGAUUUAUCGAACAUGGCACCAGGCUUAAUCAGUGGGAAGUGAGACAUGAGGGAAUGCUUGUGUUAUUGAAGCGUUCUGGGUUUUACCACCUAUCUUUCUUGAAGAGGGUCCAGUUAGACCAUGCUUUGUUAAAUGCACUGGUUGAAAGGUGGCGGCGUGAAACACAGACUUUUCAUUUGAGGUUUGGAGAAAUUACAGUGCUCUUGAAGGAUGUGGCAAUUCUUACUGGACUUCGUGUACAUGGUGCUCCUGUCACUGGCCCGACAAACUGUAAUUGGGAGCAAUUGUGCAGACAGCUUCUGGGUCAAGAACCUCCACAGAUCAAAGGUGGUUCUAUCAACAUGGCAUGGCUGCAUGACACUUUCAAAACAUUACCAGAAAGCGCUAAUCAGGCAGAUGUAGAGUAUGCUGCAAGAGCCUAUAUACUGUACCAAAUCGGAUGCAGUUUAUUUCCUGAUCCAAGUGGAACUAGAGUGCACUUACGAUAUUUGGCCCUACUCCGUGAUUUUGAUGCCUCAGGAGAGAUGGCCUGGGGGGCUGCUGUUCUUGCGCACCUCUACAGAGAGCUUGGAAAAGCCAGCAUGAAGGGCAAAGCACAUUGCUGUGCAUUUCUCACUCUUCUUCAGAUAUGGGCGUGGGAGCAUAUCCAGAUAGGCUGUCCUGAACGACUAGAGAAUAAGGCUCUACCCGAUGACCGACCCCUUGGAUGCAGGUGGAAUGUUGCCUUCAAGAACCGUGAAAAUGCCCGAUCCAUGGACCAUGAGUUUUGUAGGCAUGGGCUAGAUACUAUAUUAGAUUGCCAGAUCACAUGGGACCCAUACACACCAGACCUGGUAGCUGGGCUUCCUGCAAUAUGCACAUUUGGAUCUGCAGUUUGGCUAUCAAGGACUCCAUUAAUAUGCUUCCAGAUAGUGGAAAUGCAUGUGCCUGAUCGCGUCUUGCUACAAUUUGGAAUGUUGCAGCACAUACCAGACCCAGUUGAGGUUGUUGAACGUGUUACAAUGCAGGGUAAAGCUGAUCAACAUUGGCCUACUUACCAUAAUAAGUACAUUAAGGAAUGGGAGAACAGGCUCAUCUCUGUUGUUAAGCACCAGGAAACAGGGACUUCAGAUCCUACUCAUGCAAGGAAUUGUUACCUAGAAUGGUAUUGGCGAAUUACACGUCGUUGGAUCUCCACUCCAGUUGAAUGUCCAAUCAUAUCCUAUCAGUUAUCUGGGCAUACUGAUAAAGUUCUGGUUGAUUUGGUAAAUACAGUGCAGGGACGAAUUAGAACCUUAUUACAAAGUGAAAUUGAUGCAAAAAGGAUGAAGCAAUCACUUAUUGACAUUGAUUUGUACAUCACUGUUAAAAUGGCGGAGGCUAAGCAGAUUAUGCAAAGUGGUGUUCCAACUGGAACAGGAAUUGGAAGUGCUAAAUCAGCCACAAUCUCUCUAAAUUUUGUGGCUCCUACUCAAGCUACUGUUACGAAGAUGGAACAGGUUGGUGAUGAUCACGUCGAGGGAAACACUAUACUGAAGUUGGACGAAAUGAUGAGAAUUCAACCCACGGGAGGUACUCCUGAUUUAGCACUUCUCACAACAGAAGUAAAUCUUCAGGACAUUAUUAGCACCCCUUUAGAGGAUGCUAUGAUUGAUAUUAUGAACACAUCCUCGGAGGAUGCUACACCAGAGGAUAUUUUAGAUUCAGAUGUGAAGGAUGGUUAUGCGUUCAUAGAGGCUGUGGAAGUGCAGGAGACUGUUGUAUCUAUGGACAGCAUUAAAAUACCCAAGAAGGUUACAGCUGAAUUGCAGGAGUGUGCUGGUGCACCUUUGAUUAAUGGUCAGGGAACAGUGUGCAAAACUUCAGUGCUUCCAGAAUUCUACAAGAUCUCGAGUGUAUCAUCACACAAUGAGCAAUUGCAGAAAAUCACUGGUGCAUCUGAGAAUGAUGUAGACACAAGAAUAGAGAAUGGUACAGUGCCAGCUGAUGUCAAACCUCCCUCUGGCUCUGAACAGGAAGAAUCUGCUGCUGUAGUUUCAGGGCGCAAUGAACUGCAAGAUGCUAUUAAGACAAAACCUGAGGACAGUGUCGUUCAGGGUGGAGUCAAUGCUGUGCAAAAUCAUAUGUUUCAAGAGAAUGGCAAGUACCCAAUUGAAAAUGGCCCUUCGAACCCUGCAGUUGUGCAGAAACCCAUUGCUAUACCUGCUGAAGAUUUGCUUAUCACUAGUGUUGGAGAGAGAACUCAGAGAAGUGUUAAUUCAUUCACUGGAGAAAAGAAUGAUACGAUUAGCAGGGAUGAUUCUGCUGGCGUUGAGGACCAUGACAAUCUAGGUCCAAAUGAAAUAACUAAAAAGAGAAAAUUGACGGUUACUUCACAUGAAAAUCCUGAGAUCCGUUCAACCAUAGAGCCUAAUAAAAUGGGAACCACAAAAACAGAGGAGAAAAGACAUCAGAUUGUGUUAAAUACAUUUUUGGUCUUCUGGAUUGACAAUGCCAGUUCAAUUCAUCACAUCUCAUGCCUGAUUCCAGACUGCAGAUUAUGCGUCAAGGCUGUGAGCCUGUGGCACUGUUCUUUUGAUUUCAGCAGACUGGAUGGAUGUUGGGUACUUGCUGAGACGCAGCUGACAGGAACCAAGAAUCGAAUAUGCAGUCUUCAAUAUAGAAAAACGUGGCGCUUUUCUACCGCUGCAGCCCUGCUGUGCUGA